AGUACAGAAGCACAACUUGGAUAAUCCAAUUCAGUCCUUUUUAUAUCAAUGUUAUUGUUAUUAUUAUACAUGGAUAAGAUGGUAUAUUCUAUCAAUAAAUCGUAUUUGUACUGGAUCGUUCGUGUCAUUAUUGAGGUCGACCUGGAUGGGGUGGUGGUGGGAAAACGUUUCACCCGUUAAUUCUCAGGUGCAGUGAAAAUGCGCUGCUGCUUGCAAGGCAAGAUCAAUUGAUGGGCGCAUGACAAACUAGAAGUAUACUUUGUUGUCUAGCGUAACGUGCGAUCAGCUGUAGACGUCUGUUGGUGUCCUGGACAUACUAAAUCUUCUUCAACUGCAGAGAAGAUGGCAUAUAACAAUAUCAGUGUCCAGCUAGGAUACGAGGAUGAAUUAAUCACCGAUAAAUACAAGUCCACCGUCAAUUACACCACCGACAAAUUUGGAGGAAAACCCGAUUUUCCAAAUGAUUUGAAAGUUGAAUCAACACAAUGUCCACUUUGCCAAUUACCAAGACUUCUUGUGAUUCAAAUAUAUGCUCCACUGGAUGCAACAUAUCAUCGAACCCUGUAUGUGUUCGCUUGCCUGAACCCAAAUUGCAGGAACUCCAAUGAAAGUUGGCUCUGUAUGAGAGUGCAAUGCACUGAGCAAAUCAAAGACAUUAUACCAUCAACACCUACAGCAACAAGCACUGUGACUGCAACUGAUUGGUGCCAAGAUGCAGAUGAAUGGGAUGAUGAUAACAAUUCAAAUUUCAGUGAGGAAAAUGGGAAUGUUAUCAAUGAAAAUAUUGAGCAAGUUUCUGAUGAAGACGAGGAAAGUCUUAGUCUUGAGGACUCCGUUCAAGCUGGUUUCGAGAAUUUAUAUGUUGACGAACGGAACGCAAACAACGCCGAUGUUCAGGGAGCAGUUGGUUCGUUGCACUCACCAGCAGCUACCGCGGAGAUAGAAGGAGAUGAAAGCGAGGUGGUCAGCAUUGAUACACCAACAAUUCCUCAAAGAGAUCUGAGUUUGUUUCUACAAGAAAUAUGUCCACUGUCGCAAGAAUUUUUCAGGACAGAGAAGCAGCUUAAUAUUGAAUUUGUGCCAUAUUUUAUCCGCUUUAGUGACAAGGUAGGACCUGGGAGCAGCGGAUAUAUUGAUAGACACGUCAAAGAACUCCUGCAAGAAUAUCAGAAGAACAAUGAAGAUUUUUCAAUGAAAAAAGGAGGUGGAUGCGCAGACGGUGGAGGCGGAGGUGAGGCCACCUUAGAAAAGUACGAAAAAAGCGCGCCAGCUCAUGGCGACAAGAUGUUCUAUUAUUUUCUAUCCAAAAUCAGGCAAAAUCCUGGACAGAUCCUAAGAUAUAACCGGGAGAGCAAAGCGCCUUUGUUAAUCCAACCGAUUCAGCAUAUACCGAAGGUUUGCAAGCAUUGUCAAGCGGAGAUGACUUUCGAAAUGCAGAUUCUUCCAACGAUUAUACCUAGAUUACGUCUAAAUACGGAUCCCGUUCAGGUAGAGCGGUUGGAAUUUGGAAACGUACUCGUGUUUACCUGUAAAAAAAGCUGUUGGUCCAGCGAUACGCAGUACAGACAAGAGGAAGUAAUUUUCCAAGCGCAAAUGUAAUUUGCAAACAACGUAAAAUUUGUUUUUUGAUAGCACAGAUUCCUACUCAAUAACAAGCAAAGCAAAAAAAAA
Nicrophorus vespilloides is the source of this 1671-nucleotide messenger RNA. It is a transcript of the gene trus, whose product is annotated as programmed cell death protein 2-like. The record is from RefSeq and is a predicted model, not a curated record. NCBI's taxonomy places the organism in Eukaryota, Metazoa, Arthropoda, Insecta, Coleoptera, Silphidae. The transcript has 5 exons. Gene Ontology annotation, cellular component: cytoplasm. The coding region runs from base 343 to 1599 and encodes 418 amino acids.